ACGAUGCCGGUGCGGCGGGGGCACGUCGCCCCCCAGAACACCUUCCUGGACACCAUCAUCCGCAAGUUCGAGGGGCAGAGCCGCAAGUUCAUCAUCGGGAACGCGCGAGUGGAGAACUGCGCCGUGAUCUACUGCAACGAGGGCUUCUGCCGGCUCUGCGGGUACUCGCGGGCCGAGGUGAUGCAGCAGCCCAGCACCUGCGACUUCCUGCACGGGCCCCGCACGCAGCGCCGCGCCGCCGCCCAGAUCGCCCAGGCGCUGCUGGGCGCCGAGGAGCGCAAGGUGGAGAUCUGCUUCUACCGCAAGGAUGGCAGCUCCUUCCCGUGCCUGGUGGACGUGGUGCCAGUGAAGAACGAGGAUGGCACCGUCAUCAUGUUCAUCCUCAACUUCGAGGCCGUGAGGGAGCCUGAGCCCGGGGAGGCCCCGACCCCCAGCACCAACCACUGGGUCACCCCAGCCCCCUGGGGCCCUGCAGGGCGCAGCCGGUCCCUGCGGCUGAAGCUGCUGGCGCUCACGGGCAGCCGCCAGUCGCUGCCCCCCGAGCCCCCGGAGCCGCCGGACGUGGUGGUCGUGGACCCGGGGGUCACGGACCCUCUGGCCCCGGAGCCGGCCCCGGCUGCCAGCGACUCGGGCCCCGAGGACGCCUCCUCCUCGCUGGAGCCCGGGGCCGGGGACCGUCCCGAGGACGAGGCGGCGCUGAUGGGGGACCCCGAGCCGCCGGUGACGCAGUCGUCGCCGCGGGCCGAGCGCCUGGCGCUGGCCUUCGCCAACCACAGCCUGGCCAGGAGCCGGUCCCGGGAGCGCCGGUCCCGGGAGAGCCUCCGCAGCCUGCGCCGGGCGUCGUCCGUCGAUGACAUCGAGGCCAUGAAGGGUGACGGAGACAAGCGCUGCCACAGCCGCCACGCCAGCGCCAGCGCCGGCCUGCACCGCGGCUCCAGCACCGGCGCGGUGGCCGCCGUGCGCAGCGUGCUGCUCAACUCCACGUCGGACUCGGACCUGGCGCGGUUCCGGGCCAUCGGCCGCAUCCCCCAGAUCACCCUCAACUUCAUGGACCUGCAGCCGGGGGGGCUCCUGGCACCGCCCCCGGCCCCCCGGCCCAUCAUCGCCCCCACCAAACUGCGCGACCGCACCCACAACGUCACCGAGAAGGUCACACAGGUGCUGUCCCUGGGUGCCGACGUGCUCCCCGAGUACAAGCUGCAGGCGCCGCGCAUCCACCGCUGGACCAUCCUGCACUACAGCCCCUUCAAGGCCGUGUGGGACUGGCUGAUCCUGCUGCUGGUCAUCUACACGGCCAUCUUCACGCCCUACUCGGCCGCCUUCCUGCUCAGCGACUCGGAGGAGGCGCAGCGCCACCACUGCGGCUACUCCUGCAGCCCGCUCAACGUGGUGGACCUCAUCGUGGACAUCAUGUUCAUCAUCGACAUCCUCAUCAACUUCCGCACCACCUACGUCAACUCCAACGAGGAGGUGGUCAGCCACCCCGCCAAGAUCGCCAUCCACUACUUCAAGGGUUGGUUCCUCAUCGACAUGGUGGCCGCCAUCCCCUUCGACCUGCUCAUCUUCGGCUCCGGCUCCGAGGAGACCACGACGCUGAUCGGGCUGCUGAAGACGGCGCGGCUGCUGCGGCUGGUGCGGGUGGCGCGGAAGCUGGACCGCUACUCGGAGUACGGCGCGGCCGUGCUCUUCCUGCUGAUGUGCACCUUCGCGCUGAUCGCCCACUGGCUGGCCUGCAUCUGGUACGCCAUCGGCAACGUGGAGGGGCAGCGCACGGGCUGGCUGCACGCGCUGGGACAGCAGAUCGGCAAGCCCCUGAACGGCAGCUUCGGGCCCUCCAUCAAGGACAAGUACGUCACGGCGCUCUACUUCACCUUCAGCAGCCUCACCAGCGUGGGCUUCGGCAACGUGUCCCCCAACACCAACUCCGAGAAGAUCUUCUCCAUCUGCGUCAUGCUGAUCGGAUCGCUGAUGUACGCCAGCAUCUUCGGGAACGUGUCGGCCAUCAUCCAGCGGCUGUACUCGGGCACGGCGCGCUACCACACGCAGAUGCUGCGGGUGCGCGAGUUCAUCCGCUUCCACCAGAUCCCCAACCCCCUGCGCCAGCGCCUCGAGGAGUACUUCCAGCACGCCUGGUCCUACACCAACGGCAUCGACAUGAACGCGGUGCUGAAGGGGUUCCCCGAGUGCCUGCAGGCCGACAUCUGCCUGCACCUGAACCGCAGCCUGCUGCAGAACUGUGCCCCGUUCCGGGGCGCCACCAAGGGCUGCCUGCGGGCGCUGGCCAUGAAGUUCAAGACGACACACGCUCCCCCCGGGGACACGCUGGUGCACGCCGGGGACGUGCUCACCGCGCUCUACUUCAUCUCCCGCGGCUCCAUCGAGAUCCUGCGCGGCGACGUCGUGGUCGCCAUCCUGGGUAAGAACGACACCUUCGGGGAGCCGCUGCACCUGCACGCCCGGCCCGGGAAGUCGCGGGCGGACGUUCGGGCGCUCACCUACUGCGACCUGCACAAGAUCCUGCGGGAGGACCUGCUCGAGGUGCUCGACAUGUACCCCGAGUUCUCCGACCGCUUCUGGGGCACCCUCGAGAUCACCUUCAACCUGCGCGACCAUCCUCACGCCUGUGCCGAGCAUCCCCACGCCUGUACGGAGCAUCCUCACGCCUGUGAGCGACCCCACACCUGCGGGCAGCCCCACGCCUGCACCAAGCGGCCCCACGCGUGUGAGCAGCCCCACGCCUGCGCCGAGUGUCCCCGCGGCUGUGCCGAGCAUCCUCGCACCUGUGCCGAGCAUCCCCACCCCUGCGCCGAGCGGCCUCACCCCUGCGAGCGGCCCCACGGCUGCGCCGAGCAGCCCCACGCGUGUGCCGAGUGUCCCCACGCGUGUGCCGAGUGUCCCCACGGCUGCGCCGAGCGGCCCCACGCGUGCGCCGAGUGCGGGAAGCGCUUCCGGCAGAAGGUGAACCUGGCCGUGCACCUGCGGACGCACACCGGGGAGCGGCCGUUCCGCUGCGCCGACUGCGGCAAGGGCUUCAGCCAGAAGGCUCACCUGCUGCGGCACCGCCGCACCCACGGCGCCGGCCUGGCCCCGCCCUGCGCCGCCGGCGACCCGCUGGGCAAGGGCCCCGAGCCCCCCGCGCUGCUGCUGCCGCCCUGCUCCCGCGGGCCCCCCCCGGCGCGCCCCGACAGCCCCUCGGGCGCCGCCGACAUCCUCCUGCAGCUGAUGCAGGACGAGCCCCCGCCCGGCCCCGGCACCGCCCCGGCCCCGGUGCCUCCCUGCAAGUGCCCCGGGGGGGGCCUGAGCCCCCGGGCGCCGGGGCUGCCGCCGCCGUGCUGCUGCGCCGCCUGCCUGGCCCCCCGCCCUCCCGAGCCCCCCCGCGGGCAGCUCUGGGCCAAGGCCGGGGGCUGCGCCCGCGCCUUCGAGGAGAAGCGAGUGCCGGGAGCGCCGGAGCGCGACUGCGGCGAGGAGAAACCGGCCCCGUGCCCCGGCUGCCUGUGA
Molecule: messenger RNA, 3498 nt
Organism: Serinus canaria (Common canary)
Lineage: Eukaryota; Metazoa; Chordata; Aves; Passeriformes; Fringillidae
Gene: KCNH2
Product: potassium voltage-gated channel subfamily H member 2
Exons: 11
Coding region: 4-3498 (1164 amino acids)
Biological process (GO): membrane repolarization during action potential; regulation of heart rate by cardiac conduction; regulation of ventricular cardiac muscle cell membrane repolarization
Cellular component (GO): membrane
Molecular function (GO): inward rectifier potassium channel activity
Source: RefSeq, a predicted model, not a curated record